Molecule: messenger RNA, 12627 nt
Organism: Peronospora belbahrii
Lineage: Eukaryota; Oomycota; Peronosporomycetes; Peronosporales; Peronosporaceae
Source: the annotation of a GenBank genome assembly
AUGUUAGACUUGUUAUCACCUUUACGAGGUUAUAUUGCUCAAACCUUACAAUUUUACUUGAGUAAAUAUAUUGAAGACAUUCAAUUAGAAGGUCUCGGUCUUUUUGGUGGUGAUCUCGUCCUUAAUGACUUGAAACUUAAACGUCACGUCUUACGUGAGAGCCUUGAAAUUCCAUCAAGUUUUGAUUUUUCACGUGGUUUUAUACGAGAGCUUCGGAUACAAAUUCCAUGGACACAAUUAUUAUCUCAAUCAAUUGCAAUAAAGCUUUAUACUGUUGAGCUUAUUCUAACAGGAAAAAAUGAGGAUGAACAGAGCGUCACUCGAGAUGGAAUAGUUGCCACACUCGUUACUGAUGGAAAAGAACAACAGGAGAAGAUUGAACACCCAAAGUCCGGAUGGAUUUAUGACACAUUGCAGAAAAUUCUGGCAAAUGUGAGUGUUCAAUUGAACAACCUUGUACUCAAGUAUGAGCAUGAUGAUGUUGUCUUUUCCAUUACUCUAGGGACUCUACACGUUGAUUCUGCUUGUGAAAAGAAUGGGUGGAAACAAAAUUUUGAAGAACUGAAAGGAGGACAUCGCGUGAUCUGCAAAAGGAUUGAUGCCAAGGACGUAACCAUUUUCUUGGAUAGGUAUACGAGUGAUGGGCAUCGAAACCAUGGCAUGAAGCAGGAUUCAGUGCGGCGAAACGUAAUUGGAUACGAGAUGCCUGUGCUUAGCCGAACAUCGGUUUCCAUUCGAGCCAAGUUGCAGCUUUUUACCAGUGUCGCGGCAAACACCCAGGAUAUUUGCAGGAGCAAUUUCAGCUCUUCUAGGUCUCCCGUGCGGCGUGAUAUUGAAGGUAGCGUUAUUGAUGUGGAUGGAUUGUUCAAGUACAGACCAUCUGUGAUGUGCGAUCCGUUUUACUAUUACUCGUGCAGCCGCUCACGUGUGUCACCCAUGUACGAGGUGGAUGUCUUUAUUGGCGAGCUAUUUUUUUCCGUCAGCGAUCGACAAUUAGAGAUGCUGAACCAACUUAUCAAGUGCGCAAGCCUCAAGAUGGACCAAGCGCAUCACGAAUCACCUCAAAAACAAGAUUGCCAUUGCGCAGCAAGCGUUGACAAUGAAGCAAAAAUGUGCUAUCGUCCAUCGGAUAAUUUUACGAUUCCACAUAACACAAGUCACGCUGAAGACCAAAAGGUGAACGAGUCGACUAACAAGCAAGAAUCCUGGUUCGGCUGGGCGAUGAAUGCUCUGCGUGCAACUGAAGACGAGACAGAAGACGAAUUAGUUUCAGAGCUGCUCGCAGAAACGAGAGGGGCGAUGUUGCUGAAGGUACAAGAGCGAGACAGUAAUGUUGAUGAGGAUCUAUUGUUCGACAAUGACCCAAUUAUGAAAACUUUGUGUGCGCGACUGUGCGUCAGCACUGUUUCUUUAAUACUACGCAAGCACGGAAGUGUGGAUCAAGCAAAUGAGCACGAAGAAGACAUCACACUCUUUGAGAGCGGAGAAGAGCUUGUGCCGGUUGCAAACCUUGGCUUGGUGAAGGUUAUGGCGCAAAGAAGAAAAAGGGAAAUAGCACGACCAGCUGUGCCCAUUCUCAGUAUAUCCUUGAGUCACGCAGCCCUUGAAGUGUUGUUACCAUGGGGAAAGAACAAAACAAAACAAAGUGAAAUGGAUUUGGUUUUUGAAAUUGCAAAGGCAGAGCUGGCGUCGGCUACAGUUAGCGAUAAUCGAGAGGGCUCGAAGUGCAAAAAAGGCCAGGUACUGCUCACAUGGGGAUCAGUUGAUGAGGCUCACUUCUGCGAUUGCGUCUCACACCCAUAUUUUGCCAACUCCUUCUUUGGUGAGGAGAUGACACGGCUGAAUCAGCGUGAAAAACCGAGCUUUGAACCCGUCAAAGCAAGUCUAGAUUCUGGCAUUUGUUUUAAAGAAGCGCUGAAAGACAGUACAAACGCGGGAGAGACAGUAGACUUUUCGUGUGACUGCUUUACAACAUGGAAUGGAGAAAGAAUUCAUUGUAUUCCAAUUGCCACAGUGUAUAAGGUGUGCCACGAUGCGAUCAGAUGCAUUGGAAUCAAGGAGCGAUUCAUUGACGACGGGAUUUUAUCAAACGCCGUGUCCAGUGCUUGGGCUUCUAGUGGCUUUCGUAUCUCGAUUUCCGAAGGAAUGACCCGUGAUUUCAUCUCAGCCGCUGAUGAGUACCGCGCUUACCGCAAUCCAGAUGUUGGAGCUAUGGAUAAUUUGAUGCAGCUUCUUCAGCCUCAUUUGGCCAUGCUAUUAUCUCGUUACACGCUUCAUUCAUGUGCAGCAUCGUCACCUUAUGCAUUCUCUCGCUCCACCAAUAUCCGGCACCGAAGUGUUCACUCGGCGCUGCGCUUGCGCUUGGCAUUUACGUCAGAUCUCAUUGACCAUAAUGAAUCGUCGCGUAACGUACAUAUAAAGGAGGAAAGAGCCUGUAAGGUGUUGGACAUAUCAAUUAGCGAUAUUGAUGCUGUCUUGGAGCCUUCAAAAUGUUUGGAGAUAAUGGAAGCAUUGUCAAUAUUUCAGCGCAGGAGCGAAAAUGAGGAGGGCAAGACAGGAAUGAUGGGUACUAAGCUUUUACCACCAGUCACCGUCUUUGUGACACCGAAUGUGCAGUCUGUUAUUAAAAGUGACGUCACAUUGUUUACGAUAGGCAGUGUCCAUAUUCGACUGCCUAAUCAAGCAGUAGAACCAGAGCAGGAUGAAUUGGAACCAAAUUGUCGUGGUGAUUUGAAUGUGACUGCGCGCGACUUUGUGUGGCUUAAAGCUUUCCAUCCGGGUAAUAGUGAGAACCAUCUACAGCUUGGCGCUUCGUUCGCACAUAUGGGGAGACUGCAUAAAAACACCACACCUAGCAUGCUGGUAGAAGCGCUGGGAUUGGAUGUUAUGAUGACCAAAACCUCUGGAGGUGAUAACGAUGGUGUCUUCACCAGAUUGAACAAGCUAAAGGUUAAUUUAACUAUGUCUGUCGCUCAUUACGUUGCGUCAUUGGUAAACAACUUAUCAAGUCCUCUCGGAUAUCCAAUUGCAUGGCUACCAUUAAGUUUGACAUCAAAGACGUUGCGAACGACAUUUCAAAUUGAAGCGUGCGGAACUACUUUAUCCAGGAUAGUUUCCAAUCGACCCAGACUAUUAAUGGCUCAGCGUCAGUCACUAAGCGCUGAAAUUGCAUCAGUGAGCGUCAGUUUAAUCAGGAUAGGAAGCAAAUCUGAAUCUUCGCGCUUGGUCCUGCAAGGCGGCGUUGCUCCGAUGGUACUUCGCGGAUCGAAGUUUAAUGCUUUUUUGUUCAAGCUUGACAUUUCCCAAGAAAAAUCAUCGGGUGUACUGCAUCAUGUACCGCUAUCUCACUCGCUCGGCCUAUUCUCCUUAAAUCCCGGGUCAGAUUUAAAAAUUUGUACUCAUUGUCAAAUUGCCGUCAAUGCGCAGCUUGCCCGAGUGUCUGUGGACGUGCAAGGUGUAUUGGAGCUUGUUGGUGCUAUGUUAGGUCUUGCACAAGGUGUUAUGGCAGAUUUUCUACCUAGAAUCAAGUUGAACUCUCCAGAUGAUGAUUCUGAGCUGAAAGCACAAGAAAAGGAUUGUAUAGAAACGGCUUCAACGGGGUGGAGCUUGACAAUUGAUCUGAAAGCUGCCGGUGGGGAUAUACGCGUAAACGAGGCACUUCAAUUAACGAUGCCGUUAGUGUCGGUAUCAUCGGUGGAGAUGGACACAGGGCUAUCGACUCAAGCAAAGCCUGGUGGAGUUCUUAAGAUCGAAUGCAUAGUGAGGGAAGUUACUGUAAGCGUAUCAGAAAGCGGUGUCCUCCAGGGUCUUGAAGACCAGAGGGUACUUAGCAUCCAAGACGUUCGCCUUGCAGUGGAUUUCUCGCACAGUUUCGUUGAUUGCCGUCAUGCGAGUACAGUUGAUAUCUCGCUUUACGUUUCGACUAUUCAGGCGUCAUUAUCUCGACUGAAGGUUUCAUAUCUUUUAAAACUUCCUUUCGUUAAAGUAGACACUCAGGCAAGAAAUCGAUCAUUUGCUCAAACUCCUCAGUCACAAAAGAAAGACGAUUACAAGAUUGGCAGCGGAGCUGCUACGCGAAGUCAGUGGCGUUGGAACUUAGGUGUCCAGUGUGACCAUGUCGGCGCUUCUUGUACUGCCGAUAUUGGCCACCAGUUAGCGGACCGAAGUCAACAAAUUCGGGCGGUUGUAGACAGCAAGGUGUUAAACAUUGCUGUAGCUGCACGUAUUGGCAAUUACCAUCCUAUUAAGAAUCAAAUUCAACCAGCAGCAGGAUGCGGUAGCUUUACUGAUAUCCAGGCAUCAAUCGGCGAUAUUCAAAUUGUGGAGAGACUUCACAGUGCUGAGCGAGAGGUUUGCACUGCUUUUGGUGAGUUUUCACGCUUACCAGAGCAUGCCUUUCUAGGCAUCUUGGUGUGCCUAGAUGUGUCUGAUUUGAAACACUUAUUAGAGACAUUCAGUGUUUCACGUACCCGUACUAUCGCACUAGAGGAGCAAGCACUACAUUCUCCAAUCCUAUCGUGGUAUUUGACAAGUUGCAUUGCCAGAGUGUUCCAGGAAGCCAAUGCUGAGCGGAAACAAAGAGAAGCCAGUAUAAAGUGUCCUACUGCAGAAAUCCCUCUAAUUAUAGCCUGGAGUGAUCGUGCACAACCCAAGACUACUCACUCUUUCCCAUUACUUUCGGGAUUUUAUCGCAAUUAUAGUGAGGCUGGUCUUCCUCGACAUGUCGUUGCGGGCUCUGUGGAGAGCGUGGACGUUGCUGUAACAACAUCAAGUCUGUAUUGUCUUGCUUCAGUGAUGGAUGUGCGCGGUAAGAUGCCGAACUCAUUUAAAGUAAGCGCUAGAGCCAAAGAGGCUCACAACGAUUUUAAGUUGAGAGCUCAAACAUCACCUGGUACGGUCGACCAAGGUGCUUUGGCGGAUAUGGAGGUGUCGCUUUUGUGUGGUCAGAUUCGCCUGAUCCUUCCGAGCGAAAGCACCAAAGAUGCUAUCAUAUUAGCACGGCCAGUGUCUGGGAAUAUUUUGGUCGUUAUGGAAUCGUUGUCGGUGGUAUCUGCCGUCCGAAGUGAGAUUUCGCUAGAACGAUUGGGAUACCCUCCAUUUAAUGCUAGAGUACUACCGAGGCGACCUACAGUUCAAGCACAACGAUUUGGUCAGUCGCAGAUGCGGAUUGGCUGCAGAGCCGGCAAGAUUUCUGGGUUUGUUGCCAAAUUGCAAUUUGGUCAAGCCGUAUCUACUACCACCGAAAUGGUUGUAGGAAAAGGCCCAUUUGAAGACUACAUCGGUCAUGUGUUGGGGUAUCCGGCAUAUUUUUUGGAUAUGGAGACAUUCUGGUUGCCGCUUAACGUAACAUGUAGUCUUGAAGAGGAGCCUUUUGCUGCGAACGAAGUUGACCAAACAAGAAUGAAAUGCAUUGCUACUGUUGCUUUGACCAAGUUUAGACUCGACCUACGUAAACCAACUUAUGACGUAUUGGCUACUCGCAUUCUGGCAUUCAGUCGAGGUAUCAGUGUGUUAAGCCGAUCUAUUGUACCACCAUCACAGACACAGCUGAAGCCAGUCGAGUUUACGGAGUCGCAGGAGCCAUUUUCAGUGAUCGAGCGUAAAUUUCAGCGAGAAGUAUCGCUCUCCUGCGACGGAGUCGAGGUGAAUGUGUUUGAAACGAAUGAAUCCACUCAUGUUCGAAUCGGAGCCAUCACCCUUCGACACAACAUCUCGACACUUGCUGGUAGUGCUUCCAUUCAAAAUUUAGUAAUGGGUCGUCGAACAAUUGAAGGUGCACAAAAUUUGGCACACAAUCACAUUGCUGUGGAGGAUGUGGUCUUUGGGGCAAAUGCGGAGCCAAGCUUGUGGCAACUAUCUGUAGAAAAUUAUCCUGAAAAGUUGAUUGUUGCAAGGUGGAAUUUUGGUGAUCGCGUAGAAGGAACACUAUUUGUUGACGUGCAAUCGUAUCAGCUUCACGUAUCGCAUCACUUGAUUCUCGGGCUGUCUUGCUUCGUUCAUGUAAAACCGACAUAUUUAUUCUCGGAAUCUUACCGAGAAGUGAGAGUUGAUAAGCAAGUUAAGCUACUUAAGCAUCCGAAACCCUUCGUCUUACAUCCAAAAUGGAAUAUUAAGGUCCUUGUAUCUCCUGGGGUGAUGUCGUACUGGACAGAAAAUCCUAUGAAAAGAGAAAGAUCAGGUGUUUGGUUGACGUCUGGCCAACUUUUUGUGAGCAUUGGGAUUGGAAGUAGGGACAAAGUCCAGCAGUCACUACUUACGUGUGGACAAACUGUUAACGAAAUUACCCGAUUUGUCGACGUGCCCACAGUUGAAGCGAUGAUAACUAUUGACAAGCUUGGUAUCAACACCUCCAACGACUUGCCUCUUCUGCAGGUGCGCUAUCAAAAUAGUUCAGUUGCCCCAAUUCCUACUUCCAGCACCUGGCUGCAGUUUUCGAAAUACAUCAGUGCUGUGUCCGAGACUCAGCAGCUGCUGCAAAACUGCAGCGUUCAAAUUACUGGAGUGCAACAUCAAAUACUAGAGCGAGUACUUGUUGAGGAAACGGAAGUCUGUUUACUUUACACAGACAUGGCGCGUCUUAGUAUUCAGGCGGAAGCCAGUACUUUGUGCGUAAAGGUUUCAUCGUCGUCGCUAAAAACGAUACAAUCAUUGUUGACGGUACAUGCUGACCGCAAUGAACAAUGCGACAACUCAUCUCAUCGUUCAUUAGGUAGUACUCGAGAAAUUUUCGCGAGUGAAACCUUUAUUCCUCAGAGUCAUGAACCAGAACAAUUAGACAGAUACUCCGGCGAUGAUUUUAAAAUGUUGAGACGGGUGACAGAAGGUCGACGACCUUCACCAGGAGAACUGGUGUUUACGGAGGCGAUUUUGAUUGAAACUCAGGGCAUGUUUUCGGCUAAUUCUUCCCCGAUUGCGGGCAUGAAUGUUCAGAUUCAGAUUGAUCCUAACAAAUUUGACAUCAAGUUGGCUGAUGUGUUAGCAUAUCUCAAGGACUGUAAUGAGCCAUGGACCGUCGAAGAUCAUGAACUUGGUGGAGAGCGGUCAUUCUUCACGGGUGUAGGUAGUAAAACGCACAGCUGGAUGGGAAUGCGCUGGUGCUACCACAUACCACGCAGAAUUUGUAAGAUUGAGGCUAGUCCUGUGCCCAUUCCGCCUACUGGAGUCCCGAAUGGCUGGCCGUCGUGGAGAUGGAAUCGGGGGCAUAACGAUGAUAUAGGCCGACUUUGCGACAUUUUCUGUCAGUUAAGGUGUUGGGAUAGCAGAAGAAAAUGCUAUGCUGUCAUUAGCGAAUUUUAUAUUCCGUGGGAACUUGCGUUGACGAAUAAAAGUUCAGGUGAGUCGGAUGAUGGCAAUGAAGUAGGAAGUUUUGGCGAGUUAAUGAGUCAAUGGUUUGACGAUGGCAUGGACGAAGCACAGCACCGAUCGAAAAUGCUCGAGUUCGGUGCCCGGCCAAGGGUGUUUCUAUUCGACAGCGAUGUUUCUUCAGAUAGCUGGGAGCUAAGAUGGAGAACUCCGCUAAAGAGUGAGCAGGAAUCUGAGAACAAGCAGAGGCGUCUCGUGGUGAACGCCUUGCUUGCUUCAUCCCUGCAGGUGAACUCUCUUUUAAUACGUGACGCCUACCAACGUGUGGUUGCAAGCAUCUCGCUUCCACAAAUUGUGCUAUCUGUCACCUACGCGGACUCUCGACAUGACUCUCACGAUAUCGUCACUGCUGAGCUCAAUGAUACCGUAAUUUCUUGCGUGAUAUCUGGUAGCUAUCACAAUAGGACGCUGAAUGCACACUUAUCUUCGUCGAUGCAAGCAUACAUUGAUAACAUAGCUCAGCUUCUUACUGUAUCGGUUCUCCCGCAAACUUCAAUUGACGUCAUGACUGAGAUUUCUCCGGCGGGCCUUGAGCUUUCUACACUGAUUGGUCCGGUUUGCCUAUAUCUGAACCAGACGACGAUGUUGGUGAUAUCUGCAAUCCCAAAGCUUCUCCAGGCGGAUUGGAUACCUUCGUAUUUUAUCGGAGCGACACCAGAUGAAAGACUGGCUAAUAUGCGCAUAAGGAUCGUCAACAGCGUAGGAAUGGAUAUCUGGUAUCGACAGGAAGGUACUUCAGAGUGCUUACUUCUGGCUACAGACACAAGUGCGGCAUAUAGCUGGCUUUCACUGGCAAACAGCCCAUUUUAUCAGCUUUGCUUUGCUAUGGACGAUCCAGGCCAGCAGCUAAGUAGAUUACGUACUAGCAAAAAUAAGCAAAGGAAAAGCAAGCAGCCAACGCGCGAGGGCCCACGCUGGUGCGAUCCGUGCAGGAUCAAAGAAAAUGCAGUUACUGGCCGAUAUUUUAAUGGCCGCGGCUUCUUGUGGAUUUGUGUGGAACUGAGCGGUUUGCAGACAAUCGUCACACUUCGUGCAUCGCUAAUUGUCAAAAACUACUGCGGCUUUCCUGUGCUGACUAAGUUAAUGAAUGAGGAGGCUUUGGUAGUUCAUUGCAAAAGAUUGGACAACCUUUUCCCAGAUACUCACACGCUUUGGCGAGGCCACUCUAAUUGUAUAUCAUUGGACGGAUCGGAGUGUACUCUUUCUGCUACUGCAAAAGUAGAUGAUGGCACAGCCCGAGUUAUGCUCGAGUAUGUAAAAUCUGCUGCGUUUGGCAUUGAUGGUGGUUCUUGGUGCAGCGUGUCAACACAAGAAAACGUCCCCAAUGAGUUUGACCUUGUGAAAACCUAUGACGACCAGGCGGAAAGCUUGAAGAGAACGCAGUGUAGCUUUGCAGCUCUCACUUCCAAACACUCCACUCAGUACGCCUGGGUCAUGAUUACUCGUGCACAAUGCAGGACCGUGCUGCCUACGGACUUUGACCUACUGCAACCGCAGGUGUCGCGGCGAUACACAUGGAUGGAGAUUUCAUUGUGGCCUGCUAUCAGUGUGGAGAAUAUUAUGGAUAUUCCGAUAUUGCUUUCCUUAUCACAGAAGACCACUACCAUCAAGUUAAAACUUGCUCCGUCAAGUAAAGAGUGUUUGUCUGCAAUCAACCCGUUUGAAUUAGUAGAUGUGAAACUGCAGUAUGACCAAAGCUAUACCAUGACACAAGUCGCUCCGAAGCCACAAGCAUUUUCAUUGGAAUGCAUCGCCAAUAAAGAUACGAAGGAGCAGAUUUUUAACGGUGAGGGAUGCAAAGUGACUGUGAACUUUUGCAACGACCGUUGUCCGAUGGUCCAAAUCAGAACAGAGCGUAUUCUUACUGUCGCCAACAUGACGCCGAGCGUUUUGACCAUUGGUAUUGAUAGUCCUCUUGUAAACCAACGAUCUGUGGAGAAGAUUGAGUCGUGUGUGGAACGGUCCGUUGGUUUCUCAAUGAUCAAUAAUUUUUUAAUGAUUUCGCUCGCAACUGCUACAGACUCAAAUACCGAGUCGGAUCAGAUGGAAUGGUCUCCAGAAGUCUUACUUAAUGUGAAAGGUGAUACGAGACCGAUUGUUAUACCAUUUACAAGGAACGGGCUUACGAGUUUGGCCAGUGCUUAUUGCAUGGAGAUGGUGAAUUCAAAUGGAUACCUGAAGCUUAUUAUCCGUCCACAAGUCGUGGUGAUCAACUCAACGAAUUGUGCUCUCAUGUGCGUUCCUACUGACAGCCAGAGUGGCACAAUCAUAGAGAAGUAUGAAACAUCGGUUAUCGCAGGCAAUAAUGCUGGAUGGUGUGUGCCUGUUUGUUUACACAAAGAGACAAAAAAGAGAAGUAUUACUGCCGAUGUAUCGUCGUGGUUGAGGUCGAAAUUAUCAAGUCAGUCAAGCGAGGACAUGUCAACCACCCUGAAGCAUGCCCAUGUGGUAAAAUUAUCUUGCUCAUUUCGGCUGAGUCUAGUGGAAGAUGGAUAUGUGUGGUCAGAGGAGAUAUCGGUUCUGAUCCCGCAAAUAUCUCUUCUACUUUAUCCAGGUGGCAAAUUGAAAGUGGAUGAGGCGCCAUUAUCGUCAACAUUACCAUCAAACACUAAUGAUUUGUAUCCAGCUUCCUCGACAACAACUCGUCGGAGGCGUUUGCUAAUUCGCCAUCGUGACUUCAGGCACAAAAUGCUGACGUACACAAUGACACAAAAAGGAAAAUCUAUUCACAUUCUGUUUUUUGUGGAUCACCAACCGCCUGUGGUAAUCCACAACCAGUGGCAAAGACGAUUGGGUUUCCAAAAUGUGUCAUUUUCAUCGGAUCCAGAAGGCGUUGGCGCUAAUUUCUGCCUAGAAUACGAUUGGAGUCUACAGGUGUCGUCAAAGCAAACGAGGCCAAAACGAAAGCCAGUGGUGAGGAAUUCGGAGAGCAACAGUAAAGAUGCUGAUGCGGAUUACAGAUUAUUAGAUGAUUGGCUAGAAGCUUCACGGUCGUUCAAGAAAGCGGACAUGUCAGGUACAGCAAACGACGACCGUACACGUUUCCAGAUUGGGCUGCCACAAUACGGAUGGUCUAACGCGCUUUGGCAAGUUAGUGGAAUUCAGUUCGCGUCGUUCACUAGUGAGAAGGGGGGUGUAAUGGAUACACCAACGCUUACUUUCUUAGUUAUGUGCUCUUAUCGGGCAGGGUCAUGGUUGAUAACAAUAACCUGUCUUGAGGAUCCAACACGAAAAGGUCAUGCGAGUCGAACAGCACCGUUAGUGUUACCUUCAAUGUUAUCACCGUCAGAAACGCUGCAAAUUCUGCCGACGUUUUUGAGAGUUGGUUUGGUCGUGGAGGAGCUUUCUUUUCAUUUCUGCGACGAAUAUGACCCUGUGCGCGAUGAUCGAGGAAUAAUCUUGUACCCGGAGAUAAUACAAGCGACCUGCAACACAGUGUCGAUUGUGUUUGUAACGGCUCCAGACCCACCUGAAGCUUCCCGUCACAGUACACGCUUGGGUUACUUGUCACACGUUCGAUCGUACACGACGCUUUUCAUUUCGGUUGAGGAUGUGGAAGUGAGGCAUUUUUUACAAAUCUGCAAUUUUCCAGUGAUUCUUUGCUUCCCCAAAAACACUCGUGAAUCGAAAGAAUUGGCGCAGAUCGAUCGCGUAGAAAAGCACGAAAGUCUGAGAAGUCUGACGAGCAAACUACUUGAUGAGCAAGUACCUAGAAAGGAGAAUGCUUGCUUACUUUUUAGGGUUAUUUACGCGGAUGCGUGGAACCCGGUUGAAAUUCCGUCUUACUUCCACAGUAUCGAGUUGCAUUUGUCUCCGGUUGUCCUCCAGGUGGAAGAUAACAUGUUAUUGUAUGUGACCGCAUUCAUUCGACCAAUGCUUGACGCCCUAGAAGGUGAAUCUGCUUUCGGCUUAGUGUAUUGUACCAUUGAUAAGUCGGGUUUAAUAACUUCUCGCGAGGAUAUCUGGAGCUUGCAUGCGUACGAAUCGGCGGCGAUAUCGAAACAGUGCAAAGUGUAUAUAGAGCACUUUGAAAUCAGCAACUUGGAUGUCACUGUCACCGCACGCAUGGCAAUUCCUGUACUGAAUAGUUUUGAUGGCACACCACUGCAUUUUGAAUCGACCAAGAUGCGCAACGUGUUUUCGUUUCCCGACCAGCUUUACAAGGAUUUGGCAGCAAACUACGUUGCCGACACGAUUGUCCGCUCUCCGAUUCUUCUAAUGUCGUUAAACAUUAUUGGCAACCCAGCGGGCUUUCUAAGGAGCUUUAGUCAAGGAGUUCGAGAUCUCGUUGAGAUACCAUUAACUGCGUCAAGAAAUGGGUACAGUCCAUGGGUACUCAUAAAAGGCGUCAUGGGCGGUGUUGCCUCCUUUCUGGGUCAUACCGCAGCAGCAACGCUCACAUCCGUGUCCGGGUUUUCGUAUUCCAUCUCACAUACAAUGGAUCAGCUCACAUUGCCAUCGGAUCAGCUACGGAAGCAUCAUUACACCCGGCCAAGUCAUUUGUCAUCUGCUCUUGCUGAUGGGUUGGGUUCACUGGGAUCGAGCGUGGUUGGUGCAGCAGCAGGAGUGAUUACUACUCCAAUUGCACUGUACAAGGAACGCACAAGGCAAGGUCUUAGCACCGGAAUUCAAAGCAUUGCAAGCGGCGUUGGCAUGGGGCUGGUGGGUAUUGUCGCCCGGCCUAUGGGUGGUGUAGCAUCACUUGUGUCUAUGGCUUCAGAUGGGUUGCUAUACGGAAUAAAUGGUAACUGCACGCCAGGCACUGACUAUGUCUCGCGAUUUAAUGCGCAACCUAAUGAAUUGCUACGUUACAAACUGAAAGUGCUACCAGACGCAGUUGGAAAUAGUUUGAUUUUUGCUCAUGGUAUUUGGACACUUUUGAAUGAGAACAAGCUGGUCGUCUCCGGCCAGAGCCUCGAGUACAUAACUAUGGAGCAGUUGGAAGCCUCCGAGAAUGAACUGCUCCGCAGCGUAUUGCUUCCCGGCGAUAAGGCACGCCAUCUAGUCCAAGUGACUGUUGUGUGUUCGAAGGACUGUCUGUAUGUCGUGGGAACAAGUGGUACGCAAAAUCAAGCCGUGUUGGCCCAAACACGAUUGGAAUCAAUUGAAGCGGUCGAAGAGAGUCUCAGAGAGCCAACUAUUUUUGAUUUGGGUGUAAAGACACCGACGGGCGUAGAGUGGCUGCGCUUCCGUCUUCCGCCGCGCCAAAGACGGCUAUUGAGCCACCAGCUGCGGCUUUGGCUGGCUGGAGAUGUCGUUUUGUAA